CACGUCAACGUAAGCUGUCUAUGACAAAAGCGGACUGAGGUGGAUCCAAACAUGCACCCUCGUUCGCAGGGCGGACUUCUGAACGUGACCGGGGAUGGGAGCCUCCCUGCGGCCUGAUGCACCGAGUCCGCCGCGCACGACAAGCCAAGUAGUUGGAGCUGCGGCGUAAGCCACGCACGAGCCUUUUAUUUUUCUCCUCGAAGAAGAUGGCGGAGUUCUCGCCAGUGCUACCGAUCCGGGAUGGUGGCGGACGUCUGUGCCAGCCCAUCUUUCCCCGGUCCAGGUCUGGUUCCGAGUCAGACAGCGAACUCUCCCAGAGCCUGGCUCGAACCAAAAUCCGCUCGUACGGAAGCACGGCCAGCGUCACUGCUUCUCUGGGGGAGAAAUUCGUUGAGCAUCGGGUUACCGACAGUGAUACCCUGCAAGGUAUCGCCCUCAAAUAUGGUGUGACGAUGGAGCAAAUCAAGAGAGCAAACAAGCUGUUCAGCAACGACUGCAUCUUUCUGAAGAGCAGCCUCAACAUCCCAGUCUUGUCAGAGAAGCGCUUCGUAUUUAAUGGACUGUCUCUUGAGUCACCCGAUGGGGACAGUGAGCCACCUUCCCAGGAUGCGCCCUCUGUUAUGUUACAGAAUAUCGAGGGCCCGUCACCGCCCCCUUCUCCUCCUCCAGAGAACACCAAACCUUCUCAGACACAACCAGAAGAGCUGUCAGCCAAAGACUUUUUACACAGACUGGACUUGCAAAUAAAACAGUCGAAGCAGGCUGCACGUAGACUGAAAGAGGAGGACAACAGGAGUAACGAGGAGUUCUCGUCUGCGACGUCGUCCUACCAGGAGAUCUGACGAUCCACAAACUGACCCGCACACCCUCACUUGGCUCCGUCCUGCUUUUACUCUAUUUAUUUCUGCUUUUAUCAGUCCUUUGUUGAACUGACAUGUCCGUAUCAAUGCCUUUUUGUUAUUAAUUAUUGUAUGUUUUGUUGUUUUGUCUUUUUUUUUUUUUUUUUUUUUUUUUUGCAGAGCAGAGUUUCAUAUCAGAACCCAUGGUUUCAUUUCACAUUGACACAAGCUGCCGUUGAGGCCCCAUCUGCUUGCAUUAGCACCCCCUACAGGACAGGCUACCUAAAUAUGAAACAAUGGCACCGAUCAAUCGUUGUGCUGCAGCAGGAUUUGCUGUGUAUUGUUUAUGAGAGCAGGAGGAGGACAGACUCGAGCCUUUGAACAUUUACCUCUUUGGUGCGAACGAAAGGGACAGCAGCUCUAUUUUUGAAGUGUGAAUGUAUUUAUGUGUGAAGCAGUCUGUGCAACAGCUAUUUUAUUGUGCUUCUAUAUUUUGUCGCUUUUAUUUGGGCAAAAUAAAACCCUAUUUAAAU
This is a messenger RNA of Synchiropus splendidus (mandarinfish), 1372 nucleotides long. It is a transcript of the gene lysmd2, whose product is annotated as LysM, putative peptidoglycan-binding, domain containing 2. The record is from RefSeq and is a predicted model, not a curated record. The transcript has 3 exons. Bases 207 to 842 code for a protein of 211 amino acids. Lineage: Eukaryota; Metazoa; Chordata; Actinopteri; Syngnathiformes; Callionymidae.